CACAAGCAUUACUGUCUGAGUACUCUUCAGAGGCCGUUUCGCUGUGUUAUUGCGAGCUCAAACGGCGGGCCUCUGCUAAAGCAUUGCAUUCUCUACAGCCUAUUAUCGUCGAGCUCGACCACGGGUCCCUGUAUUUUGGCCUCUGGCCGUCCCAUUUGCGGCGCGUCGCAUUGACGCCCUGCUCCGGCACCCAGACAGAACCUGCGACAGUCUUGUUCACGAGAGGAGAUCCAGAAUUGAUCGCCUAGCGACGGGCCAAUAUGAGCAAUUCCCUCGAUAUACAGAACAUGCUCCAGACGGGGUAUUUCACCACGUCCAGGGCGAAGCAUGGCUACUCAGCAUCGACCGGUUCUGCGAUGCGCUCUUCCGAGUCCCCUGAGCCGCCGGUAUCUCGUCUCGCGCCUCGAUACUACGACGACAUCCCAUAUCGACGCCGCUUAUCCUUGCCUUCGCCAACUGUCGAAGAUGAGGCCGAUUCGCUCGCAAAGGAAUUCCGUGGCCGCGUUGAGCUUGUGGCGGAGGAAGAGCCUAAGUCAAGGGGGGAAAUCGACCAGCAGCCGCUCAUGCUAGAGGUCCACGAGUACAACCUUGAGCGGCGCUUCGUUAUUGUACCGGGAUCCUCCAAGCCAAGUAGCUCGGAGAGCGUGACUGAAGAUGGCGCAUCUAGAGAAAAGCUCCGCCAGGAAAAAGAAAAGAAGAGGGAGAAGAAGAAGGCGUCCGUGUCCCCGCCACGAGAGGCACCUACACGGACAAGCAACGAACCCGCAAAGGUGGAUUCCGAUCGUCUGAAUGGCACGGUCCCAAGGCUGGAGAAGCGUGGAAGUAGGCAAGAGUUGCCUCGGCUGGAAACGGACGUCAACGAGAACCGGGUGCCGAGUCACCAUCGGAGCAAAUCUGCUGCAAGUGCUCCGCGGCCGGAGUUUACUCAGGCAUAUCGCAAAUAUGGCGAAGAGUAUCUGUCACCGCAGGUCACGCAGCAUGGGCCGAGUGGCCGGGACAAGACUUAUUACCAUGCACCCACCCAGAGCAGCGUCAGCCUGAGUGAGGCGGAUGAGAAGAGGCGGGAUGACGACAAGUAUCACAGACGGAGCGCGACGGUCUCGAUGGAAGGGCGACCAAAUUCUAGCUUCGAACCGUUCCGGAAGCCUAUGGCAAACGAGCGCGUUAACGGACCUCGGCCACUAGACGGCAGCCGACCUGCUCGAGAUGACUUGAGGGACGGAUCCUAUUCGGCAUAUAGGCCAUCCCCGGUCGAAGGGGACGGCAAGGGUCCGCAUUCCCGCUCUCCGUCCAGAGCCCCUACUAUGCCCACCAUGCCCGUGGCCCCGGAGCCGCCAGAAGACUGGGUACCGAACCGCCGGCUUUCCACAACCUUUCCGAUGAGCCGUGACAACCGAAGCCCUCCGACGCUGAACCUUCCUUAUCCAGACGACGAUGAUGCAAUAGUUUCUUGGCCAGAGACAGAAGGGGACGUGGUGAGACAGUCUCAGGCGUCUAGCGCCUCAUCUUCCAUCUUGAUGCCCGCCAUACCUCGAGUCGACGAUGGGCUGGUGGCGCCAGAUGACAGAUCUGUUAGAUCAUCGACUCCCAGAGAGUCAUCGACGGCGAAACCUUGGCAGCCGCCUCCAUUCGAUCCAAGCAAAUCUGGAGUGCGUCCAGACCUGACCGUUGGGUCAUACCGACGCUACUCUGAGACCAAAGGCCGUGACGGGCAAUCAGACCUUCCGAUCAUACCAGAAUGCAAGCGCACGGAGCCGGUAGCUGGCAAGAUGGACUGGCUCACGCUUCCCAGGACGGACUUUAACAUCUGCCCGGACUGCUACGGUGCUGUCUUUGCAGAUACGCAGUUCCGAACUCACUUCCACCCAGUCUUGCGGCCAACGGGCACCCCGAUUGCAUGCGAUUUCGGUUCAUCCCCAUGGUAUAGGAUUGCCUGGCUGCUUACGCUGAAGCACAAAGUGCCUGAUCUGCAGUUAUUUCACUCUCUUGCAAACGUCAUGUACGAAUCCCGCAACUAUCCAUGCCCCGUCGAUAGAAAGGUAACGCGAGUCUGGUACACCGUUAAGGACCCCUAUACCAGGCGGCCGAUCCCUGAGUUUGCGGUAUGCUACCAGUGCGCAAAGACGGUGGAGACGUUGUUUCCGAACCUGACCGGAGUUUUCAUUGCCCUCGAUCCUCGAAGUGAGCCCACGCGGAACGUUUGCUCUCUGCAUUUCACACCCCAGAGAAAGCAGUUCGUGCUCUUCUUCGACGCGUUCGAGACUACCUCGGACAAGGGCUACGUGACCAACCGAAAGCCAGACCUCGGCGAACUCUCCAUGAUGCUUACGCGAUUGAGCACCUUGGACGAGUGUCGCGAAGACCGCCGCGUUAGCGAUGGAUACUGGUAUGUCAUGGAGUAUUUGCCGGAUUUCACCGUCUGCGGGGAGUGCUACGAAGAUGUAGUUCGACCUCUGCGCAUGGAAGACAAUGUCAUUGCACAGAACUUUUAUCCGAAGCCCACAAAACUUCCCAUUGCAACAUGCCAGCUCUACUCUCCUAGAAUGAGGGAUGUUUUUAGAAGAGCUUGCAGGAACAAGGAUCCCGAGUAUCUUGAGGCAAAGGUUCGAGAGAGAUUGAAGGUCGAGAGGGAACUGCACGCCAAGUUUCUCGACUUGGUUAGGGAUAAGCGAGGUGGUACACGGGCGGAGGAACAGAUUGAUAAGCUGAGCAGAGAGUGGAAGAGAUGGGAGUGAAAAUGGGCGGAUGGAUUUUUUCCCCCUUGGUGUUCCUUUUACAUGUUUACAAGUUUGCACUUUUGGGUACAGAAUCCGCCAAACAUGCAUAGCGAGACUAUGUUUCGAAGACGCCAUAUAUAUAGAGUAGCAGC
Molecule: messenger RNA, 2869 nt
Organism: Trichoderma reesei QM6a
Lineage: Eukaryota; Fungi; Ascomycota; Sordariomycetes; Hypocreales; Hypocreaceae
Exons: 3
Coding region: 261-2735 (824 amino acids)
Source: RefSeq, a predicted model, not a curated record